Messenger RNA from Asparagus officinalis (garden asparagus), 2010 nucleotides. RefSeq names its product furostanol glycoside 26-O-beta-glucosidase-like. The record is from RefSeq and is a predicted model, not a curated record. Lineage: Eukaryota; Viridiplantae; Streptophyta; Magnoliopsida; Asparagales; Asparagaceae. Gene Ontology annotation, molecular function: beta-glucosidase activity. The transcript has 13 exons. Gene Ontology annotation, biological process: carbohydrate metabolic process. The coding region runs from base 158 to 1816 and encodes 552 amino acids.
AUACAAGCACAUUUAUUUACUAUUUAGUUUCCAACGGCGCAUAAGAGAAUUGAGUAGUUGCCCAUUGACCUGAGCUUGCGUUGUUGAUGGCGGCUACCUCUAUAUAAGCAGGCGGGCGAGUGGCUAAAGAUGCACAACAAUCAAGAGAAAAAGUAAAAUGGCUAAACUCCGAUAUGCUCGAAUUCAAGCAACUAAUGACGUUUCUCAUCUUUCCUCUGUCAGAAGCAAAGGAAGGGGGACUCCUCUUGCGACGAAUGAGAUAAGAACUCGUUGUCAAAUUAGAAGGAGAAGGAGCUCGCUUCGCAUUAUUAGCUCUGUUAAUGAAACCGCAACUGCUACUGAUCCUUUGAAGGAGGAGGCAGGCAAGGCAGUUCCGGCUGGUGUAGUUCUUGGAAGGUCCAGUUUUCCUUUGGGAUUUGCCUUUGGGACCGCAACUUCUGCAUACCAGGUAGAAGGAGCGUGGAAUGAAGGAGGCAAAGGACCAAGUAUAUGGGACACAUUUAACCACCAGCAAAAAGGUAAAAUUAAGGACGGGAGUAAUGGAGAUGUAGCCACGGACGCAUAUCACAAAUACAAAAAAGAUAUAAAGCUCAUGAAGCAGAUGGGUGUCGAUUCUUACCGUUUCUCUGUCUCCUGGUCAAGGAUAUUGCCAGAUGGGACCGUAAAAGGAGGAGUAAAUGAACAGGGAAUCAAGUAUUACAAUAAUCUCAUUGACAAGUUAAUUGAAAAUGGCAUAACACCAUUUGUGACAAUCUUCCACUGGGAUGUACCACAAGCUCUGGAAGAUAAAUAUGGGGGAUUUCGCAAUCGUAAAAUUGUGGAUGAUUUCAAGGAUUAUGCACGAGUGUGUUUCCAAGAAUUUGGAGAUAGAGUCAAGCAUUGGAUCACAUUGAAUGAGCCAUGGAGCUUUUGUACAUUGGGCUAUUCGGUUGGGAUUAAUGCACCCGGGCGUGGUAGUAAAACGUUAGGAUGUAGUGUUGGCAACUCUCUCACUGAACCUUACAUCGUCGCUCACAACAUGAUAUUGGCUCACGGAGCUGCUGCUGCACUUUAUAGACACAACUUCAAGGCUGUGCAAAGAGGGGAGAUAGGAAUUACACAAAUUACCACGUGGUUUAUACCAUAUUCAAACUCACAUGAAGACAAAGCAGCAGCACAGAGAUCUAUCGACUUUAUGCUCGGAUGGUUCAUGGAUCCAUUGGUGAAUGGAGAUUAUCCAUUCAUUAUGAGGCUUAUAGUUGGGGAUAGGCUUCCAUCUUUCACAAAGAAGGAAUCAGAGAUGAUUAAAGGAUCCUACGACUUCAUGGGGCUUAAUUAUUAUACCUCGGCUUAUGCACGUGCCCUUCCAACGCCCAACACUUUCAAGCCUUCAAACACUAUAGAAGAAUCCUAUGCUACACAAUUAAAUGAAAAAGAUGGAAAGCCAAUUGGGAAAUUGGAAGGUUCUUCGAUAUAUGUUGUUCCUAUUGGAAUAAAGGACUUGUUAGUGUAUACGAAGAAAAGAUACAAGAAUCCGAAGAUCUAUAUCACGGAAAAUGGAACUGCACAACUGGAUAAUGGAACCUUGACAAUUAAACAAGCACGUGCCGAUGAGGAUAGAAUUGACUACAUUUCUCUCCAUCUUGCUCAAAUUCGAACUGCAAUACAGGAAGAGGUUAACGUCAAAGGAUAUUUCACAUGGUCUUUAACAGAUAAUUUUGAAUGGUACGAAGGAUAUAGUGAAAGAUUUGGGCUUAUUUAUAUUGAUUAUGCUAAGGGAUUAAAGCGAUAUCCCAAGGCAUCCUUUAAAUGGUAUAGGAGGUUCCUCAUGUCGUAGAUUCCCUUGCACUCAAUGGUGCAAAUUGUGGAGUAACGCAGGAUAAAGUGAACCUCUCUGAAAUUAGUUUAUAGGUGCUGUUUGAUAAUUUAUUAGUUAUUAUCUGAUUUUUUUUAUUUAUUUUAUUUUUUAUUUUUUAUUUUUUGUUGAUUGCUACACCAAAAACUCAGCAACAUCAAUAAAGUUCUUCAAAG